AACGUUGAUGUUGCCGUCGAGCCCAACCUCGACGAGUACGUCCAAACGGCCGAAUUUGACAACGAGUGUCAUGAAAAGGCUCUUAUUCUCGCCAACUCGUCCUCCGACGAGGGCAGUAACUCUGAGGAUGACCUCUGGUUUAGCGACGAUAGUGUCUCGAGUGCCACGAUUGCCGAACCUAGCCCGUAUGACGUUCCCAAAAUUGAGGCCCAUCUUUACUACGCUGGCUUGGGACCUAAGGGACGCGGACCCAAGCUCAUCUACAGAACGUCCGAGGACGUUUUUGAAGCACCUUCUGGUCCUGAGGCGUACACGCGUCUCAUGAGGAUUGUCGCGGUUCCGGAUACCUUUGAGCUUGGUACGGAUGUUACGUGGGAUAAGGUUAGGGAUCAGGUCGUGAUGCUGCUCAACCAAAGGAACAUCAAAGUAGCGCUCGUCGAUUUCGUCCGAUUUACUUGGUUGAAGAAGCCAGUGGACCGAGAGAUCGACGAGGACGACGAGGACGACGAUGCGAAGGAAGAGGAAGAGCUGAACUAUGACGACAUCCCCCGCAUCCAGACCGUCGAGGACGGAGACCGCCAUUACACCAACCCAACAAUCUGGAUCGCAGUCUUGCCCGAUACGCUCACCGGUAGCGUUGCUCAUGUCUCCUCCCUCGACAUCCGUGCCUACUUCAACUCGCUCGGCACCCAGAACGUCGACAUCGCCUUCAGGGAGUCGACCUACAAGCUGUCGCUCGCUCACGGCCCAGCCCUUUUUCCCCCUGCCGAAGACGGUGACUCUCUCAAGGACGUCAUUGACAAUGUCUCUGUUGCCCUCAGUCUUCCUAUCGCCGGUCGUAAGACGACAAUGCAGGGCACUCUGGGCCCUUAUUUCCACGUCGGGAACAAACUCUACGCCAUCACCGUCCGCCAUAAUCUCUUCGUGCUCAGUGGAGACAACGACGAGUAUCGGUACCAUGAAUCCGCGCAGAAGAAGGAAGUCCUGGUCAUGGGCUCUCUAGCGUUCAACAACUUUUUGGCAUCCAUCCAAGCUCUGAUAGGCACACUUAUCGACGCUGCCGAGAGUCUCCGCAAGAAGAUUACGACGUUUAGAGGCCGGGUCGAAAACGGAAUCGACGUGGUCGAGUCGCAGAGGAAGCUGGACGAGCACGAGAGCGAGCUGGUCAAAACCCGUACCAAGAUUAACGAUCUCAAAAUCUUCUUCGUCGAUAUCAAGAAGAAGUGGAGCAAGGCCAAGGACCGAGUUAUCGGAUUCGUCCGCUGGGCUCCCCCCAUUGGUGUGGGCGUCGCCCCUUACCGCUACACGCGCGACCUCUGCGUCAUCGAGCUCUACAAGGACAAGUUCAUGUCUAUGAUCGGGAACGUCUUGAGCCUUGGUGCUCGCUUAUCUCAGCUGUGCUUCUCCCUCCCCUUUUCUCUUCCAGGUCCCGAGAUGUCCGAGGCGAAGCUGAAGUCGCUGAUUUACGAGCGCGUGGACGUCCCCUCAGAGUUCAAGUAUCCUGGAAACGGUCUCCUUACUCUCGGAGGCAUCCUGACCGCCGACCAAAUCAACCACCCCACCACCCUGAACCUCCAAGGCGAUCGCGUUCGUCGUGUUCUCAAGCGUGGAUUCACCACCAACACCACCGUCGGAACACUCACAAAGUUUAUGUCGUUUGUCCGACAAUACUUCCCGACCGGCAACGUCGAGUCGCUCGAGAUCGCCAUCCUCCCCCACGAGCAGGACUCGGGCACCUUCUCCAAGGGCGGUGACUCGGGAUCCCUUAUCGUCUCCACCCUCGGCGAAUUCGUUGCCCUGCUCACAGGCGGUUCCAACAAAGGUACAGAUGGAUCUGACAUCACCUACGGCACUCCCUUUGAGUGGGUGUGGGAGCUCGUUAAGGCCGAGUUCCCCGGGGCCGACUUGUAUUUCAACAACCUUCCAGAGUUCCUCGCCGACAUGGCUUAG
This is a messenger RNA of Punctularia strigosozonata HHB-11173 SS5, 1950 nucleotides long. RefSeq lists its product as uncharacterized. The transcript is spliced from 4 exons. The record is from RefSeq and is a predicted model, not a curated record. The annotation marks the transcript as partial. NCBI's taxonomy places the organism in Eukaryota, Fungi, Basidiomycota, Agaricomycetes, Corticiales, Punctulariaceae.